CGGGGCAGCGCGGAGCGGCUGCCGGCACUGCCCGGGCUGGAUCCGCGCCGCCAAUGUGCCGCGGGAGGCGGGCGCUCACCCCGGCCCUAGGAUCUCAGAUGCAUGCCAGGUUCCCGCUGAAUGCCAGCAGCAGAGAUCACUACAGAUGGAGCCCCAAAGUCAGCACGGCAGCGGCGGCUCCCUGGUGGUGAUUCAGCAGCCCUCCCUGGACAGCCGGCAGCGCUUGGACUAUGACAGGGACGGCCAGCCCGCCACCAUCUUGUCACUGGACCAGAUCAAGGCCAUCAGGGGCAGUAACGAAUACACCGAGGGGCCGUCGGUGGUGAAGAAGCCGGCUCCACGGACGGCGCCGAGGCAGGAGAAGCAUGAGAGGACUCACGAGAUUAUACCGAUUAAUGUGAAUAACAACUACGAGCACAGGCCCGGCCAGGCGGGGCACGCGGCCCAUCAGCAGAGCGCCAGGGCUCCCGUGCUGAGCCGCUCCACCAGCACGGGCAGCGCGGCCAGCUCCGGCAGCAACAGCAGCGCCUCCUCGGAGCAAGGGCUGCUGGGGCGCUCGCCGCCCUCCCGGCCGGGCUCCGGCCACAGAUCCGAGCGGACGAUCCGGGCGCAGCCCAAGCAGUCGGCGCUGAUCGUGGACGAUCUGAAGGGGCCUCUGAAAGAGGACUUGACGCAGCACAAGUUCAUCUGCGAGCGGUGCGGGAAGUGCAAGUGCGGGGAGUGCACGGCGCCGCGGGCCCUGCCCUCCUGCCUGGCCUGCAACCGGCAGUGCCUGUGCUCGGCCGAGAGCAUGGUGGAGUACGGCACCUGCAUGUGCCUGGUCAAAGGCAUCUUCUACCACUGUUCCAACGACGAUGAAGGGGACUCGUACGCGGAUAAUCCCUGCUCCUGCUCCCAGGCACACUGCUGUUCUAGGUACCUGUGCAUGGGAGCCAUGUCCUUGUUCCUGCCUUGCUUGCUCUGCUACCCUCCGGCCAAAGGAUGCCUAAAACUCUGCCGGGGGUGCUAUGACCGCGUCAAUCGUCCGGGCUGCCGGUGCAAGAACUCCAACACGGUCUAUUGUAAACUGGAGAGCUGCCCCUCCCGGGGUCAGGGCAAGCCCUCAUGAUUUUGGGAGGGAGGUUUACUUCCUCCAACUUCAGUUUUUCAGGUUGUAGCUGAUUUUUUUUUUCCCCUCUCCCCAUCUUUUCUU
Messenger RNA from Agelaius phoeniceus (red-winged blackbird), 1192 nucleotides. It is a transcript of the gene SPRY1, whose product is annotated as sprouty RTK signaling antagonist 1. The record is from RefSeq and is a predicted model, not a curated record. Lineage: Eukaryota; Metazoa; Chordata; Aves; Passeriformes; Icteridae. Gene Ontology annotation, cellular component: cytosol; membrane. Gene Ontology annotation, biological process: animal organ development; negative regulation of MAP kinase activity; negative regulation of Ras protein signal transduction.